AUGAGUCCCCCCUCCGUGUACGGUCCUGCGAGCGCGGCCCUGCCGGGCAGCAGCUCCGGCCUAGAUGCGAACCCCCUCGCUGAGUCGUCCAGCGUCGCCGCCGCCUCUGCCGUCAUCGGGCAGCAGGACUUGGACGGCGACGACAGCACCAUCAAGACGGUCGACGAGCUGGUGCGCCGACGGGUCCGCGCCUAUCCGGACCGCGUAAUCGUCUCAUACCCGUCGUCCGGCAUCAACUACGUCGACUACACAAUGAGACAACUCGACGUCUUUGCGUACCGCGUCGCCAAGCUGUACGAGCAGCGCAUCCCCAGCCGCCUCAGCUCCAACGAGAAGCCCACGACGGUCGCCGUCCUGGGCCCUUCCAACUUUGACUACCUCAUCACCAUGCUGGCCCUGACGAAGCUCGGCCACACGACGCUGUUCCUGUCGACGAGGAUCUCCCAGGAGGCCAUCGAGUCUCUGAUUACCGUCACCGGCGCCCAGUACCUGCUCGCUGAUAAGAGGUAUCUCGAGACGGCCGAGGCCGCCAAGCAGACGCUGCCGCAUCUCGACGUCUUUGAGAUUGCGGGCCAGACGGCCUUUGACUUCCCCAUCGAGGUACACGCCGACACGCGUCUUGACUACGGCCGCGAUCUCUCGGUCGAGACGAACAAUUUGGUCUAUGUCAUCCACUCCAGUGGCUCAACUGGCCUACCAAAGCCCAUCUACCAGACGCAAAAGUCGGCUAUUCACAACUACUCCAGCAGCAUGAACAUGAAGGCCUUCAUCACCCUGCCUCUGUAUCACAACCACGGCAUCUGCAACCUAUACCGGGCCGUCUACAGCGGGAAGCCCAUUCACCUGUACAACGCCGACCUCCCCCUGACCCGGGAGCACCUCACCAGCAUCAUGCGGAAGCACAACUUUGACAUCUUCUACGGCGUACCUUACGCCCUCAAGCUCCUCGCCGAGACCGACGACGGCAUGGACCUGCUGCGCCAGCUCAAGAUCGUCAUGUACGGUGGCUCGGCCUGUCCCGAUGACCUCGGCGACACGCUCGUGAACAAUGGCGUCAACCUCGUCGGCCACUACGGAGCAACCGAGGUCGGACAGCUCAUGACGUCCUUCCGCCCGCCCAACGACAAGGCGUGGAACUAUGUCCGCGAGCACGACAAGCUCACGCCGUAUCUGAAAUGGAUCCCUCGGGGGCCCAACCUGUUCGAGUGCUGCGUGCUGCCGGGAUGGCCGGCCAAGGUGGCCACGAACCAGGACGACGGGUCGUACUGUACCAAAGACCUCUUCGAGCCGCACCCGGCGAUCCCCGGCGCGUGGAAGUACAUCGCCCGGCUCGACGACACCAUUGCCCUCGUCAACGGCGAGAAGUUCAACCCCGUCCACAUGGAGGGCACCAUCCGCUCCAACAGGAACAUCACCGAGUGCGUCAUCUUCGGCGUCGGUCGCCCGUCCCUCGGCGCCCUCGUCGUCCCCGCCCCGACGCUGGCGGGCAAGACGGAGGACGAGAUCCUCGACGUCGUGUGGCCCGUCGUCGAGGGCGCGAGCCGGUCCGUCGAGGCCUACGCCCGCGUGUCGAGGAACAUGAUCAAGCUGCUGCCGCACGACUGCGCCUACCCGCGGACGGACAAGGGCAGCGUCAUCCGCCAGGCCUUCUACAAGAGGUACGCCGAGGACAUUGACCGGGUCUACGACAGCGCCGACGCCAGCAGCGGCGACCUCAAGAGGAUGGGCGUCGACGAGCUCAAGGGAUUCGUCCGGGACGGCAUCGUCCAGACGCUCGCCAAAAAGGUCCAGCUCGACGACGACACCGACUUCUUCUCGCUCGGCCUCGACUCCCUCCAGGCCAUCCAGCUGCGGUCCGACAUCCUGCGGACUGUCGAUGUCGGCGGCAACAAGCUCGGACAGACGGUCGUGUUCGAUCACCCGUCCAUCAACAAGCUGAGCGCGUAUCUCGCCAGUCUCGGCACUGGUGAGGGCAUCGAGGCCGAGGCGCCCGUCGAAAGUGAGAUGCGCGAGCUGAUUGAGAAGUAUGGCGAUUUUGCUCCUGUUGAAUCGGCUCCCAGGUCAUCCAUUGCCGUCACCGGUGUCACCGGCUCCCUUGGCGCUCACAUCGUCACCAAGCUGGCCGCCGACCCGUCCGUCAAGACCAUCUACUGCCUCACCCGUGCCAGUUCCGACGCCGACGCCGCCCGCCGCGUCAAGAGCUCGCUGGUCCAGCGCCGCCUCUAUCACGCCCUGCCCGCGGCCUCCCGGCGGAAACUCGUCGCCCUGGCCGCCGACCUCGCCGACCCCAAGCUCGGCCUCUCGGACGACGCGUACCGCCAGGUCAAGCAGGAUCUCCGCCUCGUGAUCCAUGCCGCGUGGUCCGUCAACUUCAACAUGCGCCUCUCGAGUUUCGAGAAGAGCAACAUCGCCGGCGUCAAGCACCUCAUCGACCUCUGCAGGCAAGCCGGCGGCGAUGACGCGGGAUCGUCUUCUUCUGCCCCGGCGUCCUUCAACUUCUGCUCGUCCGUCAGCACCGUCGUCCGCUCCACGACGCUGCCCGUCCCCGAGUCCGUCCCGGAUCUCGAGUGGGCACAGGGCAUGGGCUACGCGCAGUCCAAGGUCGUCGCCGAGCACCUCUGCGCCCGCGCGACCAAGGCCGGCAUCAAGGCCCGCGUCUUGCGCAUCGGUCAGAUCGUCGCGGACACGCGCCACGGGGUCUGGAACGCGACUGAGGCCAUCCCGCUCAUGCUCCAGACCGCCAUCACCGUCGGGGCCCUCCCCAAGCUGAGCGAGACGCCCUCCUGGCUGCCCGUCGACACCGUCGCCCAGGGCGUCGUCGACAUCUCCCUGUCCGAAGCGGACGGCGUCUUCGCCAACGUUGCGAACCCCAAGAUGUUCAGCUGGUCCGACGACCUGCUGCCGGCUCUACGGGCCGCCGGCCUGGAGUUUGAGGAGGUCGAGCCCAAGGAGUGGGUUCGCCGCCUCCGCGCUUCGAACCCGGACCCGACGGCCAACCCGCCCAUCAAGCUCGUCGACUUCUUCGCUUCAAAGUACGACAAGGACGAGUUCGCGCCGUCCAAGACGUACGUCACCGACAACGCAUGCUCGCUCUCGCCGGCACUCGCCCAGGCGCCCGUGCUGGACCAGCAGCUUGUCGACAACUUUGUGAGGUACUUCAAGACCAACCACUGGGUCAAGCAGGGCCGCGACGCCGUCAAGACGGUCGUCAUGGUCGCCGGCCCCUGCGGCAGCGGCAAGUCGACGCUUGCCACGUCCCUGGCAUCGUGGCUCGGCGCCCCCUUUGUCGAGGGCGACUCGCUGCAUUCCAAGGUCUCCGUCGAGAAGAUGGGUGGCAACGUCGCCCUGACGGAUGAGGACCGCUCGUCGUGGCUGAACCGCAUCGGCAAGAGGGCGCUCGAGGCCCUCGAGGAUCUUGGUUAUGACUCGGUCGUCGUCAGCUGCUCGGCCCUGAGGAAGGCGUACCGCGACACGCUGAGGGAGGCCGUUGCGAAGCGCGACGGCGUCGACAUCGUCUUCCUCGACCUGCAGUGUCGUCCGGACACGCUGGUGCGGCGGAUCAACGAGAGGAAGGGUCACUACAUGCUUGCGAGCAUGGUCGAGGGGCAGGUCGAAGUGUACGAGGCCGCCGGCCUCGGAGAGUUGGACGUCCUCCCGGUCGAGGCUGAAGGCACGCCGGAAGAGGUCUUCGAGGAGUCCAAGUGGCUGCUCGGACAGAUCGGAAUCGACUCAUCCCGUUAG
This is a messenger RNA of Colletotrichum higginsianum IMI 349063, 3741 nucleotides long. Its product is annotated as Male sterility protein. Gene Ontology annotation, biological process: carbohydrate metabolic process. The transcript has 4 exons. Gene Ontology annotation, molecular function: phosphopantetheine binding; kinase activity. NCBI's taxonomy places the organism in Eukaryota, Fungi, Ascomycota, Sordariomycetes, Glomerellales, Glomerellaceae. Bases 1 to 3741 code for a protein of 1246 amino acids. The record is from RefSeq and is a predicted model, not a curated record.